GCAUUAAAAUAUUAUAAAAGCAAAACAUGGGAAAUCGUAGUUAGUGUUUAAUAAAGAAACCGAACCGGUACAAGGUGACGACAAUAUGAGAACUACGAUUAUACUUUGCUCUGUUUUUGCCCUCGGAGCAUGUGGAUUCUUGGGGUUCAAGAUAAGACAUGAUCCUUCCAAUGAUUUUAUGGACAUGGUAAAAUCCUACGGGUACACUGUGGAAUCCCACGACGUACAAACAGAAGAUGGAUAUAUUUUAACAAUGUUCCGGAUACCCCAUGGUCGACAGGAUAACAAAGGAAAAUAUUCGAAAUCCGGAAACCAAUACUCUUCUUCUUCCUCUCCUGAAGAAGAAAGUAAAGGUGUCGUCUUCUUUAUGCACGGUUUGAUGACCAACUCUGAGUCUUUCAUUUACGGUGGACCAUCCGAAAGUAUAGCCCUCUACCUUGCCGACAAGGGCUACGACGUGUUCUUUGGGAACUCCAGAGGAACCAUUUACGGCCAAAGGCACACCACUUUGGAUCCUAAGAAGGAUGCAUCUUUCUGGAGAUACUGCUUCGAUCAUAUUGGUACGAGAGACCUGCCAGCGAUGAUCAGCAAAGCCCUGUCAGUCAGCGGUCAGAGCAAACUAAGCUACAUAGGCCACAAUGAAGGUACCACCUCCUUCUACGUACUAGCUUCCGAAAUGCCCGAAAUGAAGAGUAAGAUUGAACGCCACAUAUCUCUAGGUCCUGUUGUAUUCCUGAGACAUAGUAGCAACGACGUUUUGCAUAAUAUUGAAGAGCACAUGAAACAGAGAUCUUGGGUUAUCAAGAAUCUUGGAGUAAAUACUUUUGCGCCUUCUAGCGAGCUGACCCACGAUGCUGAGUCUAACUGUAUGGAAAAAUGGAAUAACGAGAAAGUAUGCAAAAAUACGUUCUUCCUCGUCAAUGGAUAUAACUCUAAACAUUGGAACCAGACAACUAUGAAUCAGUUCAUGUCUCGAGUACCAUCAGUAGCAUCAGUCAGAGAAAUUUUGCACUUGGUGCAACUAAAGAGAACUGGCCGUUUUGAGGCGUACUCUGAGGAAUCCGAGGGCAAAGAAUACGACUUGUCCAAAGUGACUAUCCCCGUAGCUCUGUUCUACACUCCGAACGACGUCCUUAUCAGUACCACUGACGUGGACACCUUGGCCAAGGAGUUACCCAAUGUCUACUGGCAGGUGAAUAUGGAGGAGCUGGAUAACAAUUUAGAUCUGUUGUACUCAAAGGACAUGAACCAAAUGAAGGAAAAAGUAGAACAGGCUCUACAGAAGGAUAUCCAGUUUUUGAACGAGAAUAAUAAUUUAUAUUAAGUCACUUGUAUUUGUUGUAUUAAUAUUGUAGGAGUAUAAAUAAAUAGCUUUGCAACAGAC
Molecule: messenger RNA, 1384 nt
Organism: Anoplophora glabripennis (Asian longhorned beetle)
Lineage: Eukaryota; Metazoa; Arthropoda; Insecta; Coleoptera; Cerambycidae
Product: lipase 3
Exons: 6
Coding region: 86-1324 (412 amino acids)
Biological process (GO): lipid metabolic process
Molecular function (GO): hydrolase activity, acting on ester bonds
Source: RefSeq, a predicted model, not a curated record